This is a messenger RNA of Centruroides sculpturatus (bark scorpion), 1794 nucleotides long. RefSeq lists its product as uncharacterized. Gene Ontology annotation, molecular function: protein binding. Bases 1 to 1794 code for a protein of 597 amino acids. The record is from RefSeq and is a predicted model, not a curated record. The transcript is spliced from 5 exons. Lineage: Eukaryota; Metazoa; Arthropoda; Arachnida; Scorpiones; Buthidae.
AUGUAUACAAGAUUAAAACAGCUGGACAAUGAGAAAAAGCAACAACCACCAACUGAAACUAAGAAUGUAGUGUAUAAAAUUCAAUGUACUUGUAGCAAUAAUAAAUAUUAUAUAAGAGAAACAAAGAGGAAGUUAAAAACCAGACUAAAAGACCAUAUAGCAGAUCUGAAAUAUAAUAGAUUAAAUUCUGCCUUUCAUAAUCAUUGCACCAUGAAUGACUGUACAAUAGAUAAAGAUAAUAUACAAAUACUCCGCAAAGAAAAAGAAACAUAUAGGGGAAGGGAGGGCAAGAUGGAAGGGGUGGGCAAGAUGGAAACUACACCCCGAACCGCGCGACGAAGCACCCAAAUCUCCAUGCACACAGAGACACCCGAAUAUCUUGUAUUUAUGAACUGCGACUCAGAUCGGUUGGUGCCACGAAGUGACUUGUGCAAGUAUUUCUUAUUUCGCAGCAGAUUAUUAUGCAAUCAUUGGACUUUUGCAGUGUUCUUAUUUAUACAUACAAGAAUUUCCAAAAUGGCAGAAACCACACUUGAAAAAACAACGGAAACAGGUGCAAUAUCGCCACGUGGCUGCACUUUAAUCACAGAAUUGCCAGAAAUAAUAAUUCAUAUAUUUCAAUACUUGAAAGAUGGAGAAUUAGAUGUAUGCAGGCAAGUGUGUACCAAAUGGAGAGAUAUCAUCGAAAACAUAAUGUAUCACCGAGUAACAAUGAUGACAAGGAAAAUUCCUUUUAAUAUAAUAAUCACCGCAAUGCACGAAUCGGAAAAUUUACGUCCCUACGUUGGUUUCGACGACAAUUUUCAAUACAGUUGGUUCGUUUUAGGAGAUAAAUCUGAUCGUCCAGUUCUGACUACAGAUGAUCUUAACCGAUUCAAAACACCUACACUUGAGCCUAUUCCAAGUCAUAAGUAUACGUACUUUAUGCAUUCAUACAAUCUCUGCGAAUCGGAAAAACUACGUCCCUACACCGGGUUCGACGAACAUUUUCAAUACAAUUGGUUCGUUUUCGGAGAUGAACCUAAACGUAAGAUUCACUCUACUUAUAAUCGUAACGAAUUCGUGGAAUCUAUGUAUACACGUGAUACGUCUUCAAGUCGUAAAUAUAUGGAAUUUACGCAUGCAUUGUGUAAAAAUGCAGACACACACAUUUUUCCUGAACAUUAUAAGUUCUCAUCAAUAGAAGAAACAACCGAAAUACAAAUAUUAAUGUUUCCAAACAUUACGGGUUUUGAUAUUUUUAAUUAUCCGUUUGCAUUCUUUGGAAACGAAUCUAUAUUUUAUGACAAGUCAGAUUUAAAGAAGGAAAUAAAGAAUGUAUGCCACAAAAUGAAUAUUCCGGACGAAGAAAUAAAAUGUGUUAUCUUCUACAAAGAUUUUGCAGUAUAUUCGUACCAAGACAAAACUAAACCUUCUAUAAACUUUUCAAUUCACAGAGAUGUGGGCAGGCUAACAAUAUUUUAUGGAGAGAGAGUGAAUGCUUUUUCUGUUUAUAUUUAUGAAUUUAAGUCUGGUUAUACGACAAUCAAAGAGAAAUUGGAAAGGCUGAAACAUUCUGUACUCAAAAUGGUAGAGAAGAGAUGUUUCGCGUAUAUUUUCCAUGAAGCAUGUAUAGAGUGCAUCGAUACAGCAACUCGAGCAUUUAGAGAAGUGUUUCAUCUAAUGAAUUAUGUUACAUAUAACUUUUUACCCUUGUAUUUAUCAAUCAUUCCAAGCAAAAAGGAGUUUUUUCAUGUAGAGGAGGACGAUUUCAUUCCCUGCACUACAUUAAUGGUUUUCGUGUGGUGGGAAUAA